AAAAUAAUAAUAUAAAUAAAAGCCUACGUGGGGCCUUAGAUAAUAAUUUUACCUUUGUAUUUUAUAAUAGGUCAAUUCACUGUAAUAUAAUUAACUAACAGCACAGACAGCACAGUAUUGUCUGUAUCAAACUAGUAAACGAAAAUCUGCCAUGUACGUGUGUAAGACGGAGACAACAUAUUGCGGGUGACGGAAAGUAGACUGUUUUGCAGUAAUUUCACAGUAGUCUAGACAGUCUAGUCUAAUGAAAGCUGUAGUGUUCGAUGUGGUCAUGUGGACGUGUAGUCUCUCUCUACUUAGCCUACACCAAGUGUAGCUAAUCCGGUUUCUAUAUAAUUCUGUAUUUCCUCCAAUUCACCCCCGAGUCGAGCUUUUAAUUAUUGUUGAUGUAUAUAUUAUUAUAUAUUUAUUACAAAUUACAAUGUUUAUAAUAUUAACAAAGCUUGGCGAAGCUCAGCUCAUGGACCGACCGCUGUAUACAUACACGCACCAACGAUAAAGAUAUUGGAGCAAAUUUGACAGAUCCCAUGUUUAAAGGAGUAUACAAUGGUAACAAAAAGCAUAAAGAAGAUUUAGAAGAUGUUUUGGCACGUGCUUGGAAAAAUGAUCUUAAAAAGAUUAUUAUAACUAGCGGCAGCUUAGAUGAUUCCAUUGAAUCUUUAAAGAUAGCUUCAUUGAGUGAAAAUCUUUACUGUACUGUUGGUUGUCAUCCAACACGUUGUGACGAGUUUACUAAAGCCAAAAACCCUGAAUCAUAUUUAAAUAGUUUAUCAGACUUGAUAAAAAAUAAUCGUUCAAAAGUAGUAGCAAUAGGAGAAUGUGGACUUGAUAAUCAACGAUUACAUUUUUGCUCAAGAGAAGUCCAAGAAAAAUAUUUUGAAAUGCAGUUAAAAUUAAGUGAAGAUUUUAAUCUACCAUUAUUUCUACAUUGUCGUGAUGCAGCUCCUACAUUUUUAGAUAUACUGAAGAGAAAUCCCAAUUUUAUAAAAUCAGGAGGUGUUGUACAUUCUUUUGAUGGAAGUUUAAAAGAGGCCGAAAAUAUAAUUAACUUAGGAUUUUAUAUUGGUAUUAAUGGAUGUUCAUUAAGGACAGAAGAUAAUUUAAAAACAAUAUCAGAAUUACCCACAAAUCGUUUAAUGCUGGAAACAGAUUGCCCAUGGUGUGAAGUAAAACAAACACAUCCUUCUUAUUCUUAUGUACAAACCAAAUUUAAUUCAGUGAAAAAAGAAAAAUUUAUUGAUGGUUCUAUGGUAAAAGGAAGAAAUGAACCAUCAACUAUUAGACAAGUCUUUGAAGUAUUAGCUUCAUUGAAAAAUGAGGAUCCUGUAUGUUUAGGCAAUCAAAUAUAUCAAAAUACUAUAGAUCUAUUUUUUAAACAUAAAUAGUUUUUUAAUUAUAUGAUAUUUAGAGGCUUUAGUGUUAUUUUAUGAAUAAUGAAUAUGUUUCUGAGAAAAUAUAAAUUUAUUUAUUUUUAUAUCUGCAUUAUUUAUUCAUAUAAAUUAUUAUGGACCAAAAUGAUCAAAUUUUAAUUUUAUUGUCAUCAUAUAAAUGACUUAAGGUACACACUAUUUCAUUACAACUAGAUAAAUGCUAAUGGGAACUUAAUUAACUGUGAGAUCAAAAUUAGCAUUCCAAAAAUUCAAACCUUCACAUUUUUAAAUAUUAUAAUUCAUUUUGUGAGUGGUAGUUGUGUCCAAAGUACAUUUAAUAUUCUUGGAGCUAAAUUUUUAAAUUUUUU
Molecule: messenger RNA, 1738 nt
Organism: Rhopalosiphum maidis (corn leaf aphid)
Lineage: Eukaryota; Metazoa; Arthropoda; Insecta; Hemiptera; Aphididae
Product: putative deoxyribonuclease TATDN1
Exons: 7
Coding region: 528-1385 (285 amino acids)
Cellular component (GO): cytosol
Molecular function (GO): 3'-5'-DNA exonuclease activity
Source: RefSeq, a predicted model, not a curated record